AUGGGAGGAGUAUACGUAUUGGGGGGCGAUUGGUUGCCGGAUGCGGGUAAUCGAAAGGUGUUGACGGAGUUGCCUCCACAAUUGGCGGAGGCGAGGGUUUGUGGCCUGAUGCAGACAAGGAGGAGGGAGUGGGAUGGGGCGGUGGUACGUGAUGUGUUGAGUGAGAGAGAUGCGAGAUUGGUGCUAACCAUUCCUUUGUCUACGCAAGAGAGACGAGACUCGCUAUAUUGGAUGGCGGAGAAGAGGGGGCGUUUCACGGUGAGGAGUUGUUAUAGGGAAUUGGUUGGGGAAUAUGAGGGAGAUGGGUGGAUGGGGUGGACGAAGCGGUUGCUUGCCAACGCGGAAGCUCUACGUAACAGAUGGGUAGAGUGUUCUCGGAUCUGCCCUCUAUGUGAUGAGGAGGAGGAGACCAGUGUGCAUGUCUUCUUUACGUGUAGGGUGGCGCAGAGGUGUUGGGCGAAGGUGAGGGUGGAGUUCGCAGGUGAUGUGAGGCAGUCAAUACAAACAGCGUUCCAGUAUAUGUUCUCGGUCAUGGAUGCGGAUAGACUGGGGUUUGCGUUGAUUGUUUGUUGGAGCUUAUGGCAGUGCCGUAAUGGUGCUGUGUGGAGAGGAGAGGCCGUGACUGAGGACUGA
Messenger RNA from Ipomoea nil (Japanese morning glory), 633 nucleotides. RefSeq lists its product as uncharacterized. The coding region runs from base 1 to 633 and encodes 210 amino acids. The record is from RefSeq and is a predicted model, not a curated record. The transcript is spliced from 2 exons. NCBI's taxonomy places the organism in Eukaryota, Viridiplantae, Streptophyta, Magnoliopsida, Solanales, Convolvulaceae.